This is a messenger RNA of Thunnus maccoyii (southern bluefin tuna), 2469 nucleotides long. RefSeq names its product proline and serine rich 3 (gene proser3). Bases 220 to 2364 code for a protein of 714 amino acids. The transcript is spliced from 13 exons. Lineage: Eukaryota; Metazoa; Chordata; Actinopteri; Scombriformes; Scombridae. The record is from RefSeq and is a predicted model, not a curated record.
UGGCUAUGUGUGUUUUAGUAAAUAACGAUUGGCAUAAACAGUGACGCUCUUUUUGACUUCACCGACUUUACAAUGUCGUGUUUGUCAAAAAUAGCGAAGUAAUGUUGUGUUUAGUCAAAACAGUCGGACUUGUAGGAUAGACAAGUCAUCAAACAGCCAACGGUAGCAACUUAAUAUGCUUUCAUAUGGACUGUUUGUGGCGUACAAGCGUUUGAUUCCAUGGUAACUUUCUUUUGUGAACAUCCAAGUCCACUCGGAAGACCGGAGGAUAACGUGGUCUUCAUCUUUCAAGUGAUAUUACAUGCUGUGUUCACAAGGCAGACUUCAGUGGGGAAGACAAAUUACCACCCCUCCCGGACCCAUUCCCUGUCAAAGAAAAAGAAAAAAACGACUCUGAGUCCUGUGUGUUCAAACCAGCACGACAGUCCAAAAGUACACAUGUUUGAGAAGCCUCACUGCCAUUUGGACGCCACAGAUGGGCAACCUACUUUUGCAGAGUCUUGGCCCUCCACUGACAGCAGAUCCUCUCCUACUAACACUACAGUAGCCUCAUCUGGCAUAGAGACGGCCAAACAGUCUACAAGAGCAGGGAAAUCCACUGUGUCCUCUGAACUAGGAGUUCAGCAGGAUUCAGUACUGGCAAAAUACAUGGAACGUUUUCGCCACGGUCAGCCACAGAGCCGAGAGGAGCGCCAGCAAAUGUCUUCUGCCGUUGGAGAGGAGCUGCCUUUCUGGUGGAUGUCACCCUCAUCUUUACCCCCCAGUUCAACACCAACUAAAACCACAGAUGCAACCCUGCCUCUAAGAGAUGACCAUAUUCCCUCCAUUUUCAGCCCAGCUGGACAACGUCGACUUGACAGAACACCUUCCCAAUGCAGAGGAGCCCAUAGUAUUUUGUCAGACACCUCACAAGGUGAAUGUGAUGACACAGAGAUAAUACACCUUCAAGAGAGGGCCAGCAGACUUCUGCAGAGAGGUGAAUGUACUCUCAGUGACGGAUCUAUCCCUGUCAGCUCAGAAGGCCUGGCAUGCUCAGAUUUCUCUUCUCCAGUCAGCGUAGAUGAGCCAGUGCGAAGAUUAUGGAUUCCCAGUUUGAUAAAAUAUACUACUGCGAAAGCCAGAUCAGAUUCUGUUCAAGCAGUGUCCUCCCAAAAAUCUCCUGGCUUUCCUUCUUUGGUGCCCCCUGCGCGCCCAGAAGAGGACAUCCUGUUCCAGUGGCGUUUAAGGAGAAAGAUGGAGCAGGCCAGGGAGUGGUCCCAGUCCCAGCAACACUCCAGUCUUCAUGGUUCCACAUUUAGCUGGCAGGGCCCCAGUCUAUGCUAUCCGUCAGCCAAUGGACAGGCUUACAAGCAAACUAUUCAACCUCCUGAACCCUCACAAAGAGCCUCUCACUCACACAUCACUGCUCCCCAGCCAGAAAACAAAGAAGCCCACGGACCCUGUCCACCAGCCUCAGGUCCACCUUCCUUCCCUACCUUUGCUGCCUCUGGCUCUUCAGUCUCUCAGCCUCAUUCUAUUGCCCAUGUUCCUGCCCACAUGCAUUUACUCUGUGAUGUUUUACCCUGUCCCAUCCAGUCAUCUCAUGCUAGCGAGCAGCAAAGAAUUUCACAGAGGUUAGAUGAUUCUCUGCCCAAAGUUGUCCCUAAAAAGACCCCGAACCCUGGAAAGCUAAAAGACACCUCAGCUGAUGAGCCCAUUUGUAAACAUAUUCCAUCCCCACCACCUGCUUCAUCUGGAGCUAUACAAGCAGAGUGGCCUAGUCAUCAUCACAAAAAAACUGAGAGGAAUAAGAAAGAGAAAACUCCAACAAAGGAUUUGGAGAAGAAUGAGAAGAAGACAGCAGUGGCCAUCAGAAAGCAGAAGAAAUUAUCAAGAUGCAUUGUGGAUAGUGAACACGCUGACGGGCCUAGCUCCACAAACAGAAGUUCUUCACAUCAAAGAGUUUCCAAAAAGGUCAUGUCAUGGGCAGAACAGCAUCAACAGGAGUUUCCCAGUGAGAGCUGUACUGGUGAUCAUGCACCACCACCGUCUCCAAUCCAUAGUGCAUUAGGACAGGUUGUUUCAGAGGUAUUGUUCCCUACGGUGGAUUCAUCUCCUGCACAAAGGACUCCUGUCUCGUUGGUUUCUCCUCUGUGCGCAGCCUCCUCCGCACCUCCACAGUCCUCAAUUCCUCCAUGCAAUGCAUACAACUCUAUGGAGGUCAUUUCACAGCUGCUGCAAGAGGCUGAAGAUUCGGAUGAAAAAGAGUUUGAAGAUGACCCUUUACUACAAGUCCUUCGCAAACAGAGAAAAUGGGUGAAGGAGCAGAUCAGUGAAGUGGACUCUUUGUUGGAUGAAUUCCUGGACAAGCAACAAGUUACUUGAACUUUGGCAACAGACACUGGAGGCAGUAGAUUUUUUACUUUAUAAAGACAUAGUUUAUUUUUACUUUUUUGAAGAUAUAUUUCCACAUUAAAAACUUCGGAGUUA